Messenger RNA from Lutra lutra (Eurasian river otter), 3570 nucleotides. It is a transcript of the gene JAKMIP2, whose product is annotated as janus kinase and microtubule interacting protein 2. The transcript has 21 exons. The record is from RefSeq and is a predicted model, not a curated record. Bases 457 to 3015 code for a protein of 852 amino acids. Lineage: Eukaryota; Metazoa; Chordata; Mammalia; Carnivora; Mustelidae. Gene Ontology annotation, molecular function: microtubule binding; kinase binding.
GGGCAGGAGAGGAGGAGCCAGAGGAGGUGUCUGCUGCAAGUUCCUGGCUGCUACUGAGCUCACCCCAUCCUCCGAGAGGGAGGAGGCCAAGUGGUGAUGCCGCUGCUCCUGCCGCCUCGACUGCUGAUGCUCUAGUGAGGCUGGAAGGGUGGUUCCUCUUCGCACCAUCGCCAACCAGAGAGUGAGGGAACAAAAUCCCAGCAGCAGUGCUGAUGUUGCGUUCGGAGGCCUCAUCCGACACGGUCACAAGGAAAAUGGAUUCAGUUUGCAUCUUUCCCUCCUUUCAACAGCUUCUCCAGGUCUCAGCAUGGGCUUCCAGGGCAGCACCUGAGGAGACCUUACCAAGGAGCACCACGCAGUAGAUGCUGAAAACAUCGCACCCACGAUACAAAGCAGUAACAUGGCAGCACCUGUUUGAAAGGCAUUCACAAACAAGACUCCCUUCAGAAAGGAACAAUGUCUAAGAAAGGGCGAAAUAAGGGCGAGAAGCCCGAAGCGCUCAUCGUCGCCCUUCAAGCUGCCAAUGAAGACCUCAGGACCAAGCUCACAGAUAUCCAGAUAGAGCUGCAUCAAGAGAAGUCCAAGGUGUCUAAGCUUGAAAGAGAGAAGACUCAAGAAGCAAAGAGGAUCCGUGAGCUGGAGCAGCGCAAGCACACGGUCCUGGUGACAGAACUCAAAGCCAAGCUCCAUGAGGAGAAGAUGAAGGAGCUGCAGGCUGUGAGAGAGAAUCUCAUCAAGCAGCACGAGCAAGAAAUGUCAAGGACAGUGAAGCUGCGGGAUGGAGAGAUCCAGAGGCUCAAGUCGGCCCUGUGUGCUCUCCGGGACGGCAGCAGUGACAAAGUAAGGACAGCGCUCACCAUUGAGGCCCGGGAGGAGGCCCGGAAGCUGUUUGAUGCCGAGCGCCUUAAGCUCUUACAGGAAAUUGCAGACCUGAAAACUGCCAAGAAGCAGGUGGAUGAGGCUCUAAGCAAUAUGAUCCAGGCGGAUAAGAUCAAGGCCGGCGACCUUAGGAGUGAGCACCAGUCCCACCAGGAAGCCAUCUCCAAGAUCAAGUGGGAGUCAGAGCGGGACAUUCGGAGGCUGAUGGAUGAGAUUAAAGCCAAGGACAGGAUCAUCUUUUCCCUGGAAAAGGAACUGGAGACCCAAACUGGCUAUGUACAGAAACUGCAGCUGCAGAAGGAGGCAUUGGAUGAACAGCUCUUUCUGGUCAAGGAGGCCGAGUGUAACAUGAGCAGUCCGAAACGAGAGAUUCCGGGAAGAGCAGGAGAUGGCUCUGAGCACUGCGGCAGCCCUGAUUUGAGAAGAAAUCAGAAGAGAAUAGCUGAAUUGAAUGCCACUAUAAGAAAAUUAGAAGACAGGAACACCCUGCUUGGAGAUGAACGAAACGAACUGUUAAAACGUGUGCGGGAAACCGAGAAACAAUGUAAACCUCUUCUGGAAAGGAACAAGUGCCUCGCCAAGAGGAACGAUGAGCUGAUGGUGUCUUUGCAACGCAUGGAAGAGAAGCUAAAAGCCGUUACCAAGGAAAAUUCGGAAAUGAGAGAAAAAAUAACAUCCCACCCACCCUUAAAGAAAUUAAAAUCUCUGAAUGACCUCGAUCAAGCUAAUGAAGAACAAGAGACAGAGUUUUUAAAACUUCAAGUCAUUGAGCAGCAGAACAUUAUUGAUGAGCUCACAAGGGACCGAGAAAAGCUCAUCCGUAGGAGAAAACAUAGAAGAAGUUCCAAGCCAAUUAAGAGGCCUGUUUUGGACCCAUUUAUUGGCUAUGAUGAGGACUCCAUGGAUUCAGAGACAUCAUCCAUGGCCUCGUUUAGAACUGACCGAACACCAGCUACUCCUGAUGAUGACUUAGAUGAAAGUUUAGCAGCUGAGGAAUCUGAGCUACGAUUUCGACAAUUAACAAAAGAAUAUCAGGCCCUCCAAAGAGCAUAUGCCCUCCUGCAGGAGCAGACUGGAGGUAUCAUCGAUGCUGAAAGGGAAGCCAAGGCUCAAGAACAGCUGCAAGCAGAGGUGCUAAGGUAUAAAGCCAAAAUUGAAGAUCUGGAAGCGACUCUGGCUCAGAAAGGGCAGGACUCACACUGGGUAGAAGAUAAACAACUUUUCAUUAAGAGAAACCAGGAGCUUUUAGAAAAGAUAGAAAAACAGGAGGCAGAAAAUCACCGGUUACAACAGGAACUACAGGAUGCCCGAGACCAGAAUGAGCUGCUGGAGUUUCGAAACCUAGAGCUAGAAGAAAGAGAGAGACGAUCUCCUCCAUUUAACCUACAAAUUCACCCAUUCUCUGAUGGUGUGAGUGCUCUACAGAUCUACUGUAUGAAAGAAGGUGUCAAGGAUGUGAACAUCCCUGAUCUCAUAAAGCAGCUUGAUAUCCUGGGUGAUAAUGGGAACUUAAGAAAUGAAGAACAAGUGGCCAUAAUUCAGGCCAGCACUGUGCUGUCCCUGGCAGAAAAGUGGAUCCAGCAAAUUGAAGGAGCAGAGGCUGCCCUACACCAGAAAAUGAUGGAAUUGGAAAGUGACAUGGAACAGUUCUGCAAAAUAAAAGGCUAUCUAGAGGAAGAACUAGACUACAGAAAACAAGCUCUUGACCAAGCAUAUAUGAGAAUCCAGGAGCUAGAAGCUACUUUGUACAAUGCUCUGCAGCAAGAAACUGUUAUCAAGUUUGGUGAAUUGUUAAGUGAAAAACAGCAAGAGGAGCUGAGGACAGCAGUAGAAAAGUUACGGCGGCAGAUGCUGAGGAAGAGCAGAGAGUAUGACUGUCAGAUUCUUCAGGAGAGAAUGGAGCUCUUACAGCAAGCCCAUCAGAGAAUUCGUGACUUAGAAGAUAAAACAGACAUCCAGAAACGACAGAUAAAGGACUUAGAAGAAAAGGUUCUCAGAGAAGAGAGACAAAUCAGACUCCAUUUAACUUCUGAGUCAAGAAGGAGAGAACUAUCUGAGAAGCACAGAGGUUCGAACAGUAUCAUGCAUUCAUUUUCCAAAGUGUCCUCUGAUAUGCAAGCCCGUUUUAUACUAUAGAUCCUCACUCCUCCAGGGCACACCCAGGUUAUGCCUGCUGCCCUGAUGUAAUUACUAAUAGUGUCCCCAUUUCUACCUCAGAAGUAUCCCAUGGUAGAUGAUUUAUCAUAUCUUUACCUUACAUAUUAAUAUUCUUCCUGCUCUGCCUUACUCCUAAUACCUGUCACAUUAACCAAACAGUGAUAGCCUUAAGAAUAAAUGUAUGCUCUGAUCAUAUUUUUGUAUUUUUGGUAGACCCUGCCACACACUAACAAGUAGACUAUAGUAUGGACUGAAGUAGGACUUGGGAGGGCUAACCUCCAGGCUUUAUUAUGCUAUAACAUUACAGGCAAUUAGACUGUUGACUAACUCUUCGGUGCUUAUGUUUUUCAUUUAUAAAAUUACAAGCUUAAAUCCAUUAUCUAUUAGACCCCCUCAGGAUUCCAAGAUGUAUGAGCUGAUGUUAGUUGACUCUGGUUAUUCAUCAAAUUAUUUUGUCAAUAGAUAAGUAAAACAUACAGUUUUUUUUUUUUAAACAGAAGGUACUUGGUGUGUAUGUGACAAGUGAUCAGACUU